UCCACCGUAGGCGGCGGAUUCCCAUGCGGCUCUGCUGGUAUCAUCGGUGAUCAGAGCAUGUUUUUUUCCCGGAAAUAACAGUGGAUGUGGCAUUAUCGGCUUCAAGGCUGUGUCGUGAGUGCUCCUUUAAGUUUCCAUGCGGUCAGGACUGAGAGAGUUGGAGGACGCGGUUUAGACAGGCUGCGGUUCAAACGUUGCCGGGCUGCAGCGACACCACAGUCUGCAACAGCCUGACAGAGUGUGUAGUGUCAGAGUAAAUGUCAGUAUGAUAUAGAGCAGACUAAGGAAUGACGAUGUGUUCACACCACCGGUAUUACUCAGGGAACUCUGCUGAUCAGUCAGCUCUCCUCAGCAGCAGAGCGCAGUUUGUCAUGAGGACGCUCCUGGGAUUAUUAAUAAUGUCAAUUACUGUCUCAGGUAAUGAAGACAAAUUAGUGGUAAUCAGUGCCGUCUCCGGACAGGAUAUCAUUCUGCCAUGCUACUGCCCAAACCCUGUGGACGUUCAGUGGCAGGUUGAGUUUUCCAACAGCAGUCCAGUCGUCAUAUACAAUGAGACCACAUCAGAUUUCACUGAGUCUUACAAGAAGAGAGCAGAAAUAUUCCUGGCCAAGAACAACACUGACUGUUCUCUCCUCCUGUCAGACGUCACACUUGGUGACCAAGGGAAAUACGAGUGCUACUUUGGCAAACCAUUGACAACCAGAUAUGUUACUCUGAAUGUUUCUGACGUUUCCUACCAUCAGAUGCAGGACCCGGCCACCAAGGCUGAUGGACUACAAGCCUCGGUUAUCAUCCCAUCAGUUACGGCUGCCAGCGUGUUGCUGCUUGUAGUUUCUUUCAUUACGUACAAAAGAUUGAGAGCAAAGCGUGAGAACACAGACAAUUUUAUCAUCUGAUCUGGAGAAGAUUGACGCAUCAGUGCACACCAAAGCCUGAAAGUGAUUUCUAUUUAAUUCGGACAGAGACAAACUCAUCAUGAAGCGGGCAUCGUGCCACAGUCCCUUUGCAGGCAUGUUGUGUUCUUGUGUCAAUACUGGUCAUGGAAAGUUGCUUCUGGGGAAAGAAAGACGUGCCAUUUUGUGCAUUCAUACAUGUCUGUGCAUUUUUGCUCAUAAUCCAAUGGGGCAGUGGUCCUUAAUGGCACCAUACUGUGUAUGCUGAAUGGUGAAUUAAUGAAUGGUGUCAUGUACUGUAAACAUUAUCAUCUACAUUCAAAACACAUAUAUAGAAAUCAUCACACAUUGUUUUUUAAGUGUGCAAAAAAUGUGUUACCUGAUUGUGAUGUAUUUCCUUACUGACUGCUGAAUGUUAUAAUUGUCAAUAGCAAUGCAUCUAGUCAUUUAAUGCAGCUCUCUGUGGUUGUUGGGCAGGAAGAGGGCCUCUUGGGGCAGGUGACUGUAAUUGUGAAAUUCCUCUCUGACCCUCAGCUAUGCUGCUGACUUAAAAAAAAAAAACUUGUGAAUUAUCUUUACAUACACAUCAUACUGACAAUGUGAGACAAAGAUACUGUGUACAUAGCUGUUGUGGGGCAUGAAUAAUUGGCUCUCUAUUGAUCAGUUGGAGUGAUUUUUCUUUUCAUAGGACAACUUUAUUCAGAUUUGUAAAGCACAAAUAGAGUGAUUGAUUUAAUGCAGUAUUUUUAACCAAAACUUCACAUUCAUUAAUAAACACAUGCAAUGAAUUUCCCCUCUGAAAUGUGAACUAAAAUAACUACUUGUUGUAUCCAUACUAUUUAUUGUCACCUUCUUAAGACAAGUAGACUGCACUUUGUAGUGCAAUUAGAUGUAGACCAGAUCUCAUAAACAGUGAAAAAAAUAGGAUGAUUGUAACUAAUUUUAUAAGCUAUUGCUGUUGGCCCUGACAUCAGUUCCCAGUUCUAGUGGCAGCUGCUGGUCAGCUUUUUUUUUUAUUUCCUGUGUGACAUCAGCAACAAGUGAAGUUACUGCUCCAAUCAUUUGCCAUCCUUCUGUCCUUACCUGUGAAUUCAUCAGCUAAUAUCAUUUUUUCCCCUGUAUAAACAUGUUACUGUGAUGAGAUUAAUCUUCAUAUGGGUAAUACUUGCUAGAGCAUGGGUAGGUUAGGCUUGCAUUCAUUCCCUCAUAAUGCUGUGCGCUAAAAUUCAAAGUCAUUAUGUGUUACUGUUUGUAGUAGUUUCAUUCAUCUGAAUAAUGCACUAGUGGCUAUAGACAACUGGCUUAUAAGUAUAUACUUAUUUGGUGCGUGCAAUAACUACAUGAAUGAUGUUGUCCAAAUAAAACUUGUGGUGUUUUUGAAUAUAUAUUUUUUUUACUUUCACACCUUUUGUAUUAAUAAAAAGUAUCAACAUGU
Myripristis murdjan (pinecone soldierfish) is the source of this 2328-nucleotide messenger RNA. RefSeq names its product sodium channel subunit beta-4. The record is from RefSeq and is a predicted model, not a curated record. Gene Ontology annotation, biological process: cell surface receptor signaling pathway; negative regulation of T cell proliferation; immune response. Bases 288 to 896 code for a protein of 202 amino acids. NCBI's taxonomy places the organism in Eukaryota, Metazoa, Chordata, Actinopteri, Holocentriformes, Holocentridae. Gene Ontology annotation, cellular component: external side of plasma membrane. The transcript is spliced from 4 exons.